AUGGAAGAUGUAGGCAGGGUGCCUUCGCCCACGAAAUUAUCUCCAGCAGCAGAACCUGCAUCUAUACCAACUCUUGAUGGGUGGAUCGAGAACUUGAUGGCAUGCAAGCAGCUGGCCGAGAUAGAUGUUCAGAGGCUUUGCGAUAAGGCACGAGAAGUGUUGCAGGACGAGUCGAAUGUACAGCCGGUGAAAUGCCCUGUUACUGUCUGCGGAGAUAUUCAUGGGCAAUUCCAUGAUCUGAUGGAGCUCUUCAGAAUUGGCGGACCAAACCCAGAUACCAAUUACUUAUUUAUGGGUGACUAUGUCGAUCGAGGUUACUACUCAGUCGAAACAGUCACUCUUCUCGUGGCUCUAAAAAUAAGAUAUCCACAAAGAAUCACCAUCCUCCGUGGUAACCACGAAUCCCGUCAAAUCACCCAAGUUUACGGCUUCUACGAUGAGUGUCUCCGAAAAUAUGGAAAUGCAAAUGUCUGGAAGUACUUUACCGAUCUCUUCGAUUACCUUCCCCUCACCGCCCUCAUCGACAACCAAAUCUUCUGCCUUCACGGAGGUCUAUCCCCCAGUAUUGACACGUUGGACAACAUCAGAGCCCUCGAUCGUAUACAAGAAGUGCCACAUGAAGGUCCAAUGUGCGAUUUGCUAUGGUCGGAUCCAGAUGACAGAUGCGGAUGGGGAAUAUCUCCUAGAGGAGCAGGUUACACCUUCGGUCAAGACAUUUCGGAGGCGUUCAAUCAUAAUAACGGGUUAACUUUGGUCGCAAGGGCCCAUCAAUUGGUCAUGGAGGGAUAUAAUUGGUCUCAAGAUAGGAAUGUUGUUACAAUCUUCUCAGAAGCCCCCAAUUACUGCUACAGAUGUGGUAAUCAAGCAGCAAUUAUGGAAAUUGAUGAGCAUCUUAAAUAUACCUUCCUUCAAUUCGAUCCUUGCCCAAGAGCUGGAGAGCCAAUGGUAUCACGUCGUACUCCCGACUACUUCCUCUAG
This is a messenger RNA of Sclerotinia borealis F-4128, 978 nucleotides long. The record is from the annotation of a GenBank genome assembly. NCBI's taxonomy places the organism in Eukaryota, Fungi, Ascomycota, Leotiomycetes, Helotiales, Sclerotiniaceae.